AGAGCCAAGACAUUCUCAUAGCACUCGCCACAUUAAUUAAUUGUACGUACACAGAGACAAACUGUGUGUGUUUGUGUAGAAAUAUUACAUUAGUUAUGGGCUUGGAAGAAUUGAAGCCGGUAAUAAUUCUGACAGCAUGCCAAUUCAUGUACGCGGGCGUCAACCUCUUAGGGAGGGCAGCUCUUCUGCAAGACAUGAGCUCCAGAGUCUUUGUUGUGUACAGACAGUGCAUAGCCUUCCUCCUCAUUGCUCCUGUUGCUUAUUUCUCCAGGAGAGGAACAAAGGGGUGUUCUUUGAGCUGGAAGAGCUUCUGGUUGAUAUUUUUGCUCUCUUUUGUUGGAGUGACAGCGAACCAAAACAUAUUCUUCGAGGGUUUGUACUUAGCGUCAUCAUCAGCGGCAAGCGCAUUAGGCAAUUUGGUGCCAGCCAUCACCUUCGUUAUGGCUUACGCCUUGGGGUUAGAAAAAGUGCAAGUAGGAAGCUUGAGGAGUAUAGCGAAGAUCACAGGGACAGUGGUGUGCGUGAGCGGUGCAGGCGCGAUGGCACUAAUGAAAGGUCCAAAGUUACUGAACAUGGAGCUUCUGCCCAGGAAUUCACUUUUCCAAGCAGACGGACACGACACAUGGUUGCUAGGCUGUUCUUUUCUCUUCGCAAGUGCUACUUGCUGGUCUGUUUGGCUAAUUUUGCAGGCACACGUAACAGCAACGUACCCGGAUCAUCUGUCCUUGACAGCAUGGAUGUGUCUGAUGGCAGCAGUGCAGUCAGGGGUCCUGACAAUCAUCAUGGAACCCACUCUCACUGUCUGGACACUCAAAUCCCCCCUUCAGCUAUUUUCCUGCUUCUUUACGGGUUUAGCAUCAGCAGUGACGUUCUUUGCACAAGCGUGGUGCAUUGCAAAGAGAGGGCCGCUCUUCUCUGCUAUGUUCAAUCCUCUAUGUACUGUAAUUGUAACAGUGUUUGCUUGCAUUUUUAUGCAUGAAGAGCUCUACACUGGGAGUAUGAUAGGUGGAUUGGCUGUGAUCGUUGGACUAUACAUCGUGCUAUGGGGCAAAGCAAAAGACUAUGAGGAGGUGGCGGAAGAGACGAAGAAGCCAAGCGAUCAAACAACGUUGUAUGCUCAAGUUUCAGACAGCAAAAUCGACUUGGAAGAGCCCCUCUUGUUGCAAAAAUCAGAUCAUGACACUUCUCCACUGGCUGCCGUGUAAACUUAGGGAUGCCAUGCACUGGAAGCCAUUAGUCAAGUCGAGGGAAAACGGCGUUUUUUUGUAUUAUAUGUUAGGAUUUUUUUUUUUUAAUUUAAUCACAUUUGCUAUAACUUUCUCAUAUAUCAUCAUAUAAAUUGAAUUUUUUUUUUAUUUUAGUUCUCACAUGGAUUUGUCGUCUAAUAUUGGACGAAAAAUACACAUGAGAACUAACUUUGAAAAAAAAUCAUCUUAUGUGAUGCAACGUGCGAAAACCGUAACAAAUGAGACUAAAUUGAAAAAUACUCUAACAUAUAGGAUCGAAAAUACGAUUUUUCUGUCAAUGUUGAUUAUUCGUGAUUUUUCAAGAAUUUUGGAACAUCGUAGAUAUGUAGAGAUGUGUUCUCUUCUGACAACGUCGUUAGUUUGAAAGUAGGCUGUGUAGCUUUUUCUUCGUAA
This is a messenger RNA of Sesamum indicum (sesame), 1640 nucleotides long. RefSeq names its product WAT1-related protein At4g30420. Lineage: Eukaryota; Viridiplantae; Streptophyta; Magnoliopsida; Lamiales; Pedaliaceae. Gene Ontology annotation, cellular component: membrane. The record is from RefSeq and is a predicted model, not a curated record. Gene Ontology annotation, molecular function: transmembrane transporter activity.